Messenger RNA from Brassica napus (rape), 1953 nucleotides. RefSeq names its product aspartic proteinase 39-like. Gene Ontology annotation, biological process: proteolysis. NCBI's taxonomy places the organism in Eukaryota, Viridiplantae, Streptophyta, Magnoliopsida, Brassicales, Brassicaceae. Gene Ontology annotation, molecular function: aspartic-type endopeptidase activity. Bases 341 to 1804 code for a protein of 487 amino acids. The transcript is spliced from 9 exons. The record is from RefSeq and is a predicted model, not a curated record.
UUCCUUCUUCUACCUCUAUUGUCUUGAACCUCACUUUAUUCACCAUCUAAGAAUCAAUUAUUUAUAAAGCUUGACAUAGAAAUAUAACUAUCUCAGAGUAAAAUACAAAGAACACUGAGUGUCUCCGCGUGAGACCCAUUCAACAACUGGAGAUAGUUUUCAUUAAUUAUCAGACAGUAUAUUUUCUAAUUUAGGAAAAAAUAGUAUUUAAUUGUUUAUAGUUUUUUUAAAUUACUUUUAUUACAAGUUUCCUUCUUCUACAUCUAUUGUCUUAAAACCACACUCUACCGCCACAACUAACACUUUCUUCUACAUCUUGCAUAGUGGUGCUGAAGGGAGAAUGGAUCUCAGGCGGAGACAGUGGUCUAUCUCACCGAUUUUCCUGGCGGCGACAGUCGUGACAUUACUGUUUGAGCUGCAGUUAUCAUCAGCGGCGGCGACGGAGAAUGUGGUAUUUGAAGUUCGAAGCAAGUUCGGCGGGAAAAUAGAAAAGGAUCUUAGAGCUCUCAAAGCUCACGACGCUCACCGUCACUCCAGACUCCUCUCCUCUGCCAUUGAUCUCCCUCUCGGCGGCGAUAGCUGGCCUACUGGUCAAUACUUCGCUAAAAUUGGACUGGGAACUCCAUCAAGAGACUUUCAUGUCCAAGUCGAUACAGGAAGUGAUCUCUUAUGGGUGAAUUGUGCCGGUUGCAUCAAAUGUCCUAGGAAAAGUGAUUUAGUAAAGCUAACACCAUAUGAUUCAGAUGUUUCCUCCACUGCACAGACUGUUUCUUGUGAUGACAGCUUUUGCUCUUAUGUUUACCAAACAUCAAAGUGUCACUCAGGUUCGUCUUGCAAAUAUGAUAUCAAAUACGGAGAUGAAAGCUGGACUAGUGGAUACUUAGUGAGAGAUGUUAUGCGUCUGGACUUGGUUAUUGGAAAUCAUCGUCAAACCGGUUCUACUUCGACCAACGGAACUGUUAUCUUCGGGUGCGGGUCUAAACAGUCCGGUCGGCUCGAAGUGUCCAACUCUGCAGUUGAUGGGGUUAUGGGAUUUGGAAAGUCGAAUUCAUCGUUUAUAUCUCAGCUAGCUUCACAAAGAAAGGUGAAAAAGUGUUUUGCACAUUGCUUGGAUAACAAGAAUGGAGGUGGUAUAUUCGCCAUUGGGGAAGUUGUGUCACCAAAAGUGAAGACUACUCCUAUGCUCUCUAAAUCAGAUUAUUAUAGUGUUAGCCUCACUUCAGUUGAAGUUGGUAAUUCAGUUUUACAACUUUCGUCGGGAGAAGAAGUCAUUGUUGACAGUGGUACUACGUUGGCUUAUCUUCCAAACUCUGUUUAUAUGCCCUUAAUGAAUGAGAUCUUCUCUACGCAUCCAGAGCUCACCUUCCAUAACGUUCAAGACCUCCAGGGUUCAUUUAUUUGUUUCCGUUAUACCGACGACAAAUUAGACCUGUUCCCACCUGUCACAUUCCAGUUCGACAAAUCUGCUUCCUUGACGGUGUAUCCUCAGGACUAUCUGCUCCAACUUCAAAGAGACGCAUGGUGUUUUGGCUGGCAAAUCAGUGGACUCCAGAUGAAAGAUGGAAGAGAAUUGUUGAUUCUUGGAGAUAUGGCGCUAUCUAACAAGUUAGUUGUCUACGAUAUAGAAAACCAAGUCAUGGGAUGGACCAAUCACAACUGCUCAGGAGGAAUACAAGUGAAGGAUGAACAAAGUGGAUCAAUCUACACAGUUGGUGCUCACAAUCUCUCAUGGUCCUCUUCUUUAGCCAUUACCAAGCUUCUUACACUUGUUUCUCUCCUAGUUCAUUUCCUCUUUUACCAUUGAUUGGUCAGCCAACAGAUCCUAUCUAAGACUUGCUUUGUAGUUUCAGUAAAAAACCUAUUGGUUAAAAUUAAAGUUUGGUCCCUCUGUUUGUUAUCAUGUAAAGGAUCUGCUUCCCAUUAUUACAUUAUGGUGAUGUGUUUUUCACUCUU